Molecule: messenger RNA, 1291 nt
Organism: Drosophila kikkawai
Lineage: Eukaryota; Metazoa; Arthropoda; Insecta; Diptera; Drosophilidae
Product: gustatory receptor for sugar taste 43a-like
Biological process (GO): male courtship behavior; sensory perception of taste; chemosensory behavior
Cellular component (GO): dendrite; membrane; axon
Source: RefSeq, a predicted model, not a curated record
AUGGUCACCUAUCUGCACCAGAAAAAGGUCUUCGGCGUGCUGCUCAACCGGAAGCACACGGUGGUCCGGCAGCUGGACAUCUACGACCAGGUGGGACGGGGCUCCGCCCACGACGAGAUCGUGUACUUCAAGAUCAACAACGGCCGGCUGAACUACGAGGGCGAGGUUUCCGACGUACGAAAUGGUCGCCUGCGGCUGGACUUCAUCAAAGGUGCUCUGGAUAAUCCCAAGAUCAAUGCCUUUGCUUUGCUGAAGGGCGACGUCUCCCAAAUGCCGCGUCUGCACGGCACCGAGGCGAAGACAGUGGCGAGCACUGUGAUAACUCGCAAUCGCAACCGACGGACUCUAAGAAAUCUUACAGUGGACCCCGUCAGCCAAAUCCGUACUCCAUGGACGACUCUUCCAUACUGCUGCUAUGGCCUGGGCAGGCGCUUUGCACGUUUAAACCGCAUGCUCGACAGCAGCUUUUUGGGGGACCACAAGGAAUGCGCUUCUUCCAAGCCGCUCAAGGUGAACGCGGUGAAGACCAUCAGCAUGAAACCUCUGGCGAUGCCCACGGCGCUGCACGCGAGUCUAACCAAGCUUAACAGCGAGACACUGCCUAGCGAAUCGACAGCCAAGAACAAGGGACUUCUGCUCAAGGCCAUGGCCGACAGCCACGAGUCGCUUGGCAAGUGUGUGCUGCUGCUAUCCAAGUGGGAUUUGCCGCUGUUCUCACUUGACCCUGCCUCCUUUGGCGUGGCGGUGCUCUUCAUUAUGGUGUCCUGCCUGCUGCAUCUGGUGGCCACCGCCUAUUUCCUGUUUCUGGAGCUGCUCAGUAAGCGGGACAACGGCUACCUGUGGGUGCAGAUGCUCUGGAUAUGCUUUCACUUUCUCCGCCUGCUCAUGGUGGUGGAGCCGUGCCAUCUGGCUGCCCGCGAGUCGCGCAAGACCAUACAGAUUGUGUGCGAGAUCGAGAGGAAAGUGCAUGAGCCCAUACUGGCCGAGGCGGUGAAGAAGUUCUGGCAGCAGUUGUUGGUGGUAGAUGCCGACUUCUCCGCCUGCGGCCUGUGCCGCGUCAAUCGCACCAUACUGACCUCGUUCGCCUCGGCCAUAGCCACCUACCUGGUCAUACUCAUUCAGUUCCAAAGGACCAACGGCUGAGAUGAAUAUAAAAAGUGGUUUCAUUUAUUAACACUAUUCACUAAACGGAGUUUCUGGAUAUUAAUGAUCUGGUUAAGAGUCUGUUCGUGUGCUUCAGUUUAAAUUUAGCAAACAAUAAAAAGCAAAACGUUGCGUUCCCCAUUCUGUA